AAAAAAAAAAAAAAAAAAAAAAAAAAAAAAAAAAAUAAAUAAAAAAACAACAGCUUUUACUAUUUGACAAACAAAUUUGUAAACUUUUUAUUUUUUUAUUUUUGAUUUACCUAGUGAACUGUGCAAUACCAGAGUUAUGUAUUUUUCUUUAAUAUUUAUCUAUGUAUGCCUUUAAAAACGAAUUUUACAGUUAUGGUCACAGAUGGUUAAUUUUUGUACAAUUGUGAAAUGUCGCUAGAACAUGAAAGGCAUUUUAUUGUUCACCGAAUGACUGUUAAGUUCGGACAAAGUAUUAAAGGGAGAAGAGUAACAACAACCGGAAAUAAAGGCCGGAACUGUGGAGAGUUAAUUUCAUUUGAUCCUGUCCGCGUCAGGGAGCGAGUUUUUCAAUAGUAUUCAGUUCACACCUUGCCAUCUAGAAUUACCGUGCUCAUCACGAAGAUAGUCUUACUUUUGCAAAAAAAUAAAACUCAAAUUUUGUGUGACAUAAAAAUAGAAACAAAUUUAUUUUAAAAAACAAUUAAUUAUCGAAUAUUAAAAAAACCUCUAUCAAAAUGUUUAUAUUAAACUAUUGAACGACUGUGAUAUAAAAAAAAAAUUAAUUUGUUUAAAUUUUCAACAUGCAAUUCGCCGUGUUACUUUUGUAUUAUUUAUGUCAAUGUUCGUGGGUAAUGAGUUUUUCACUUAAUUCAUAUACGAGGAAUAUUACAACGGAACUAUCGACGUACGAAACUCUGGAAUCUGAGGAUUUGAACAAAGAAGCUCAGCAUUUUUUAAAUCCCAUUUAUCGUGAUAUCGAUCCUUCGAAUGACGUCGAACGUAUCGAUCUUCAGCAAUGGCCAGGAAGAUCUACUGUUCUUUUACCUCGCAAUGAUAUUCCUUCCACUACGAACGUUAUAGUACCGAAUAAAUUUCUCAACGCUAGUGUAUCCUUGCAACGAAAUUUUACGAGAUAUCCAAGAUUUAGCAUACCACUUUCAAUUGCGAUGAUAGACGAAGUCUUCUGUGAUUUUGGUCCACUUCCAUCAUUGUCUCUCUGCGAAUGGCAAAAUGGUAGCGAUUCAUUAGAUUGGAUGGCAGGAUCUGGCUUAGGAACUAAUUGGUUUGGUGGACCAUCAUCGGAUUCUACAACCAAUACAAUGGAAGGAGGGUAUGCUUUCGUGGAAACAUCACAAACACCAUCGAAAGGAGUAACAAGCAAAAAUUCUGGAGCUCGAUUGCAUAGUCCUCAAUUGGGAAAUACUGGUGUUUCAGGAACUUGUGUUAUGUUUAAAUACUCUAUGGAUGGUCUUAGUGUCGCAGGAUUGAGAGUACUCUUGCAUUUGGGAUUUGAUGAAUACUCAAUCAAAAAGGAACCAGACGAUGUAAUUUCUUUUCAAAAUUUUACCAUACCAUUUUGUAAAUCAGCUAAAACUGAGAGUGAACGUGUUAUUUGGCAUGCUCAUUAUUAUGACCUUGAGAUGUGGCAGCAAGCUCAGAUACUUUACACUUAUCCAGACGUACACUCGUUAAUCAUCGAAGCAGUGCCCGUUGAUUCGACUGAUCCAUCCCGCCUUUUUCGAGGAUAUAUAGCGAUCGAUGAUAUCGAUCUUCAACCUGGAACUUCCUGUGUUGGAUUUUGUAACUUUGCAGGUGGAUUUUGUGACUGGAACAACGAUGCCGAAGAUGAUUUUGAUUGGACCAUAAGUCGAGGUAGUAGAAACCCAGCGACUGGUCCAACUAUGGAUAGCUCUAGUGAUCGAACUACAGCAGGUGGUUACGCUUAUAUCGAUUCUAGAUUUCCGCGUAGACCUGGUGAUACAGCAAGAUUAAUCAGUAGCAGUUUCCCAGCUACCAAUUCAGAUGCACCGAUCUGUAUACAUUUCUGGUUUCAUAUGUUCGGUACAGGAAUUGGCAAUUUAAAACUUUACUUACGUCAUUUUCGCGAUCUCGAUGCAGUGUUACAAGAAAUUUGGGGAUUAAGUGGGAACGCUGGUAAUGCUUGGUAUAUGUCGCAAAUAACUAUUGGCUCUUUGGAUGAUUAUCAAUUAAUUUUUGAAGCAUCGGUAGGAAAUACCGGUAUGGGAGAUAUCGCUAUAGAUGACAUUACGUUUACUUAUGGUGCUUGUCCUGUGUAUCCACAAGUAGCGGCAACAAUAUCAAGAGAUUGUACUUUUGAAGUAGACGAAUGCGACUGGAUCAAUACCAGAGAUCCGGAUCGUGUCGAAUGGGAAAGAGUUUCCAAUCAAGUAUUAAGUUCUAGAAAUCAACGAAAACCAUAUAGCAAUGGAAAUACUGGAACUAGACACAAUGAAUAUUUCUUAACACUUGGCAAAUCUCGUAGUGGAUCCUUUGGUGGUGGUAUUGCUCAACUCGUUAGUCGUGAAAUGAGUGGUUCUGAUAAUCCAUUGUGUAUUACAUUUUGGUAUAUCAUGUUCGAGUCUUUCAUAGAUUCUACUGGGCCAAGUUUAGGUGUUCUUCGUAUAUAUAUACAACCUAAUGACGAAUCGUCAGCAGAACCCAGACCUAUUUGGCAAUUAUACAAUGAUCAAGGUCCUACCUGGAAUUACGCGCAAACGAAUAUUAAUGAAAGAAAAAAUUUCAAUAUCUAUUUUGAAGGUAUAUGGGGUCCAAAUAGAGCAAAUGGUAUUAUUGGGAUUGAUGAUAUAUCUUUUUACAUUGGAAAUUGUAUAGUAAAACCACUUGCUGCUUCUGUUAGGAGUGAGGAUUGUAGUUUUGAGAAAGGAAUAUGUGGAUGGGAAAACAUUACUCUUUCAACUAAUGAUCGUAGUGUUACUUGGCAACGAGCGUUUCUUACUCACCGGCCAGCUCAGCUCUUAGACAAAACAUUUGGGACAACAGGCGAUUAUAUAUUUUUUGAUAUAUACACGGCUGAUCAAAAAUCCACCGAGGUACAAUUACGUUCUCCAAUUAUCAAUACACCAACUGAUGAGGAGUCCACUUGUUUCACAUUUUGGUUUGCUGCUUUUGGCGUUGAAGAAUCUACAAUGUUACAAAUUAUUAGAACGUCUGAUAUUGAAGAUACAAAUAAUGGUAAUAAUGAAAAUGGUAACGAUGAAAUAUUGUUAUGGUCAUUAACAGCAAAGGGAUUUAAUAAUCCAAGACCAGUAUGGAUGGCAGCGCAAGUAACAAUUGAUGGACGUUCACCGUAUCGUCUUAUUUUGAAAGGCAGUGCUAGUAACGGUGGCUUUGCUAUAGAUGACAUUAAAUUUCAACCUCGUGUUUGUCCAACUCGACCACCAGAAGCUCAUCCUCAAGUAUAUCCAAAUAGGAUGUAGUAAAUUAAUAUAUUGCUAAAAUAAAAAUUAUAAUAAAAAAUCUUAUAGUAAAAUAAUACAACAAUGAGAAAUUGAAUUUUUAUAAAUAAAAUAAAUAAUAAUUUUACAAACACACAUACACACACUCAUAUAUAUAUAUAUAUACGAGGAGGUUGACGUUGAAUAAAAUCAUUAUUUAUUAUUAAAUUAAAAUAUCGAUAAAAGUCAAUAUAAUUAUUUAAAAUAUAUAACUCUGUGUCAAAGUUCCUCUCAAAAAAGAUUUCUAUAGACACGCCAACUGUGAUUAACAUAAAAUAACUAACUUCAUAUAGGAUGAUGUUAUAAAUGGCGUUAAUGACAAUAACUAGAGACGUCAAAAUAUAACGAUUUAUUCGCAACUUUAAUAGCUUUCAGUAUAAAGACCUAAAAUACUCUAUAGGUGAAAAUACUAAAUAUUAAUUUAAUAGGUACUAUUUCUUGUAUCACAGAUGCCGUGAUACAUAACGCAGUCAUACAUCACCUCUUUGUCAAGUCUAUAUAGGUAACUCGCGAAUGAUAUUUAUUUAAAAAUUAAAUUCGAUUCACACAAUCAAUUACAAGCCGAAAAUAGUAUUUCUUUCUCUUAGAUAAAAUGGUCUUUACCAUUUUAUCAUUACGACGUAUCAUCAUGAAAUCUAUGAAAUGAAAAGAUAUUUUUGUAAAUUAUCGAUACAUCGGAUUCAUCUGUACAUUAUCACAUAUUGAAUUAUUAUUAAAUACUUGACUAUCAAAUAUAAUUGUUCUUUCCAAAAUGGUAAGAAAAAAGGUGCAAUAACGAAUAAUUACAUCUUUUUUUUUUGAUGAUAGUUCGUCGAUAACGAUGUCAUAAAACUUUUCAAUUUGAGAUAAUAAUAAUAAUAAUAAUAUUAAUAAUAUUAAUAAUAAUAAUAUAUACGAAGGCCUUUUGUGUACUUUCUUAAUAUAAUAUACGCAUUCAUUAUUUGAAACAAUUGGCAAUAAUAAUGCCACACUUUCAACCUAUUUACUCUCAUCCUGCCAUUAUAUAAUAAAAUAAAUAAUACAAAUGACAAAGAUGACAGUCCGAAGUUCCAAUUUCACACAUCACAUAGAGAUUACAGAGUUUUAAAUUUAUAUGGACGGAAACUAUUUUCCCGAAUUAUUUUUUAUGUGUGUAUACAUGUACAGGAUAUCACAUGUUUUUCAUGUUUUUUCUCUUGACCAAAUUAUAGCAAAACAUUCUGUGAACAACUUACAGAAUAAGUUACUCAAAUUUUCAUUUGAAAAACUUGAGUCACCUUGUACAUAUAUGUAUACAAUUAUAGUAGAAUAAUUUAUAUAAAUGUAUAAACAGUAAUUUCAGUAAAGAAAUUUAAUGUACAAUGCCUUCUAUUUUCAAAGAUCAUUUCAAAAUUUUCUAAUUGUUUAUAAAUGUUCCACAAUUAGUGUGCUUGUUUCACCUCAAGCAGUUGUGGAUAAUUUUCAACAAUAUUUAAUAAAAUCCCAUCGAUAUAUGCUCUUAAUUGCGCGUUGACUUCCUGUUGUUCUUUCAAAGCCUGUUUCAGCUAAAAUAUAUAAUAGUUUGCUUAGGAAAUAUAUAUAUAUAUAUAUAUAUAAUGAAAUAGAAGAAUUAAAUUGUUUAUACAUACUUCCGAAAUACUAUAUGGUGGUUCAUAUUCUUCAAUUGUAUGACCAUCCAUCUACAAUAACAUAAUUUGUAAACCAUUAUUUAUAGUAUAGUUUAGAAGAUAACAAAUCAGAUAAUGAAACAUACCUGAUCUUGACUCAUACCAGCCAAUAACUCGGCUGCUAGACUAGGUCCUUUUUCAGUACCAUUACUACAAGGAUUUAACAUUAAAAGUUCUCGACCUGCUUGUACGGCAGCAGCAGCUUGCAACUCGUCUCGUGUCUCUUCUAAACCUAUUGUUGUUAUAAUAUAUAUUAAUAUAAUAUAUAUUAUAUAUAUAACAUAAUAAUUUAAGAAAAGCAACAUACAAUAUGUACAAAAUAAUAUAUUAAAAUAAUAUAUACAAAAUAAUAUAUACAAAAAUAUAUACAAAAUAAUAAUUUAAGAAAAGCAACAUACUUUUAUUGCGUGCUUGAAGAUGAAUAACUUGUUGUUCAAGUUCUUCGAGUCUCUGUUGAUUAUCAGCUCUAAUUAUUAAUUCCUCCUUCGCCACUUGAAGCAUAUGAUGAGCUUCAUUAGCUCUAACCACUGCUUGUUUUUCGUUUUCUCUGGC
This is a messenger RNA of Vespa velutina, 5494 nucleotides long. Its product is annotated as MAM and LDL-receptor class A domain-containing protein 1-like. Lineage: Eukaryota; Metazoa; Arthropoda; Insecta; Hymenoptera; Vespidae. The record is from RefSeq and is a predicted model, not a curated record. Gene Ontology annotation, cellular component: membrane. The transcript has 9 exons. The coding region runs from base 621 to 3278 and encodes 885 amino acids.